GUGUGUUCAUUAAAAGUGGAUUCUGUGAGAAACCCAUGCCUCCAACAAUCAGUCCCUCUGAAUCUGGCAGCGCUCUGUUCAUCAAGACUCCUAAAACAGCCUGUGGAUCUGUUGGCGUCCUGACCUACGAUCUGCAGAAGGGAUCCACGCAGCAAUAUGAUGGAAAACUGGCCAUCAUGUUCUCUAAUCCUUAUGACUUUAACCUGUACUCUAACUGGUUUGCAGUGGGAAUCUUUGACAUGAAUAAACAGUGUGAUGAAAACCUUUAUAAAGAGAUGUAUAACAAACCAGAGAAGAAGUUUGUCCGAGGUAAAGCUAAAGACCUCAGUCUGACUCACAAAGGUGAAACUGUUACCGUCAGAGCCACCAUGUCAGACAGUUACACACCUGUCAUCAAGGUUCAGGUGUGCAUCAACUGAAAUGUAAAACAUCAUUAUUCCAUCCUGAUUAUGUUACUCUGCCAUGCACCAUUAAUCCCAGUUAGCCCACUGAGACUUUCAUUUCAUAAUGUGACUGUUAAUGCUCUACAUUAGCUUCAUAUAUUGUUCUUUAAGUGCACUUCUGCUACUGUCUGCCCUGGUUAAGAGUUCCUUACACUGACACUGUAAUGACAAUAAAGUUGAAUAAUGGUUCAUAAA
This is a messenger RNA of Morone saxatilis (striped sea-bass), 638 nucleotides long. Its product is annotated as DELTA-thalatoxin-Avl1a-like. The record is from RefSeq and is a predicted model, not a curated record. NCBI's taxonomy places the organism in Eukaryota, Metazoa, Chordata, Actinopteri, Moronidae. Gene Ontology annotation, cellular component: pore complex. Gene Ontology annotation, molecular function: channel activity. Gene Ontology annotation, biological process: cytolysis in another organism; pore complex assembly; monoatomic cation transport.